GGACAACUGCUGCAAUGCCGUACAGGGCAACAUGAACAAUCUACAGGGCGUGGUGGACGACCUCGUGAAGCAGAUGCAUGGAGUUCAGCAGAAACUAGGAAUGAACCAAUCAGCGUCCGUCUUACUGAACAAAACAACCAAUGAGAGGGACCAGUUACUGCAAGAGCUGACUGCCAAGGCGGCAGCACUGAACACGUCACAGACCAACCUGGCACAACUUGUACAGCAGUCGGCCAAUGCCAUUCAGAAAUAUAAGGAGGAAAUCGCCAACCUGACGCGAGACCUCAACAACUGUAAAGGCGUUCUUGGUCUGCGAACAAGCAAUGUCAGCCAGUCCACAGCUUCAGAUGACUACACGGUGUCAUUGUGCACAUUCGAGAAUACCAAUUGCGGAUACACUGAUCUUAGUUCUGUGAACAAGUGGAAGAUUGGGCAUGGUAUAGAGAACCGUUAUAUCGGCCCUCAAGAAGACCACACAACUGGCGCACCAAAGGGAACCUACAUGUACAUUGAUCCGACAUCAGGAGAUUACGACUACCAUAGGACCAACAGAACCUUCUACCUCGCCUCCCCCGACUUCCAACCCGCCCCUGCCUACUGUGUCAGGUUCUGGUACAACUUGGACGGUGCAGAUGCCAGAUCUCUUCUGGUGUACGCCAAGGUUGGCUCAGGUCUUGGUUAUCCCAUUUGGCGAAGCUAUGGAAACCAUGGGCAAACAUGGCAUCUUGCUGAGAUUAACGUGGACUCUGAAUUUACAAGUCAACCGUUCAAGGUGGUGUUGGCUGCAGUCACAGAUGCCUACAAGGUCCGCCUAAGGUUUCGCACCAUACUACCGGGACGAAAACGAAAGGAUAUCGCACCCCCGUCACUGAAACACGCUAUAUUCACUACUAAUGCCUGGUUUCUUUCCCUCUCUUAUCAAGAUAUCCCAGAUAGACUGGUGUUCCAUUUAUCGAUCUUGCAGACUAACGCCUGGUUUCUUUCCUUCUCUUGUCAAGAUAUCCCAAGCUGCCCACCUGGAGCCAUAACACGCAAGGGAAGUAACUCCUCCUCCUGCUACACGUUCCACACGACUCCUACAGCCUGGUACCAGAGCGCCGAGGCCUGCCGCCAAGAGGGCGCCACCUCGCACCUGGUGACGAUCACAUCUAAAGAAGAGCAGGACUUCCUUGUCAGCACUAUCAAGCAAAGUGCUGUGUUGAAUGCCGCUGGCGGCUAUGGCUGGUACACAGGCGGAAAUGACGAAAGGAGUGAGGGCAUGUUUGAUUGGACAGACACCGGCCUUCCAUACCAGAGUGCGUACAGCGACUGGCACCAGGGACAGCCCAACAACGUUGCCAACGACCAGAACUGCCUGCUGCUUCAAUACGCUAACGCCAACUAUGAAUGGGGAGACGUGGACUGCGACGAGGCACACCCGUACAUCUGCGAAGUGGAACUGCCUGUGGUGUAACAAAACAGCGUUUAUCUACACUGUACUCAUCUGGAUAUAAGUAUAAUGUGACAACUACGUACAUGAAACAUUGCAUCUCCAAUGUAAUACUAAUAAAUUAAUGCAUUUGAA
Haliotis rubra (blacklip abalone) is the source of this 1564-nucleotide messenger RNA. RefSeq lists its product as uncharacterized. Gene Ontology annotation, cellular component: membrane. The record is from RefSeq and is a predicted model, not a curated record. Lineage: Eukaryota; Metazoa; Mollusca; Gastropoda; Lepetellida; Haliotidae. The transcript has 8 exons. The coding region runs from base 32 to 1453 and encodes 473 amino acids.